AUGGUGUUCGACGGAAAGCGCACGCGAGACGCGCGCGAGACGACGACGACGACGACGACGACGGCGAACGGUGGACGGAUGAUCGACGCGAAGCGGGCGAGGAAGGCGUUCAUGAGCGCCGAGGCGUCGAAGGUGUUCGCGGAGGACGUGGAGCGGAAGCGGGAGAUGAACGACGACGAGGGCGCCGACGGCGGGAUGUCGGCCGAGCGACUUCGAGCGUUCAGAGAGGAGGUUCGUCGAUUCGGCGCCGCGGGUCUGUCGAAGUGGGACAGACAAGAGCUCGAGACCGAAAGAUUGAUCGAGCUCGGGAUGAAGCCGAAGAAGGCGCCGAGGAUGGCGCCGUCGUUGGGGUUAGGAUUGAACAAGGCGAACGAAAAGCGCGAGGAGGCGAAGCGGCAAGAAAUGUUUGCGCUCGGAUACAAACUGGAGAAGAAGUCGAAGAAGGGUAACGAUGGCGCUAAGGAUCGCGAUCGUGGUCUCGCCUGGGGUGACUCUACUUUUAGCAACGGCGUGCUCAAGGUGAAAAAGAGGGACAUGGUGAACGCGGAUAAGUUUGUGGACACAAAGGCAAUGCUGCGAUCCGGCCCGAGCGGUCGCGGUGGGUCGUCUGGCGGGAAGAAGAAGAGUGGAAAGAAGAAGGCUGGUCGUAAAUCCAAGCGAUAG
This is a messenger RNA of Ostreococcus tauri, 663 nucleotides long. RefSeq names its product Protein of unknown function DUF4602. Lineage: Eukaryota; Viridiplantae; Chlorophyta; Mamiellophyceae; Mamiellales; Bathycoccaceae. Gene Ontology annotation, biological process: maturation of SSU-rRNA from tricistronic rRNA transcript (SSU-rRNA, 5.8S rRNA, LSU-rRNA). Gene Ontology annotation, cellular component: nucleolus. Bases 1 to 663 code for a protein of 220 amino acids. The record is from RefSeq and is a predicted model, not a curated record. The transcript has a single exon.